AUGCUAUGCAGGAUCCAGUACAGCAGCAACUGUUCGCAGUGGCAGUUCGAGCAGAGGUCGAGAAGCAGCGACGAAUUGUGCCCGGAUGCCGAUGCAGCACGUGGGAGCACAUACGGGUCAGGUCGACACAACCGUGCAUCGGAGUUGUGUGAGGAUAGGCGCUCACGCAAUCCGAUGAGCUGCCCUUACGUUUGGGGAACGGAUCAGUCGUUUUCUUUCACAGAUGAAACGGCUAUUGCGCCUUCGAUUGCCUCUGACGGUGGAAGACGGCAACUGGAGAGUCUUCCAGACCACGUGAUAAAAGCGUCUUUUCUGGGGGGUAACUGUUUACGUUGCCGGCGAAACACUGUUUGCAUUCCGCCAUCUGGCAGUGGUAAAAGGUGGACGGAAAGCCAGACCCAGGAGGGUGGCGCCAGCGUUCGACUGGAAAAGGACACGAAUGUCUCAGGAGAAAUGACGAAAUCUCAGAGAUCCUCUGCGCGGCGUGCUGGCCGUGAUUGCGGAUGUCGCUCUGGCGAAAUAGAGACGUCGUGUAGGGCCUACGGAGACACCAGUGGUCCCGAUGAUGGUGGCACUGACAGGGGCAUGGUUCGAAAAAGCAGCAGUGGAAGUACAAUAUGCAGCACCAGCGAAUCAGAUAGAGGCAGUGGAUAUUCAGUUGUGAAGGUGAUAGGAGGCGCUACCAAACCGACUGCCUCUGUGGCCGCACGAGGGGGUACCUCACACGACGAGAACAGGAGUGUGCUGAAGAAGCGUGAGACUGACAGCAGCGAGCACGAGACUCGCUCGUUGGCAGAUGAUAGGCACGGGCCAGAGAGUGCGAGCGUGAAGGCGCCGGACUCGUUUGUCCACGUGGAACUGCUGCACGAGGAACCAACCUUCCACCAACGUCUUCAGUUGUUUCCUUGUGGAGCUUCAGGGACGGACUUGGAGAUAGAGGGAUCCGGAGAGAACUUUUUUUCAGAGGGAGGAGACGUGAAUCGUAGUCUGUCACUCGAGCUGUGGGACACGCAUGAGGUAGAUAUGUACAUCGCGCCAGCGCUGCGUGUUCUUCGAGAACCGCGAGAGCAGAACGUUCACGACAGCGCGGCGUCUGUGGCGUUGUCAUCUUAUCCGUCGGCAGUCCCGGAGCGUUACAGUGACAGCGAGCAUAGGUCUGGCGAGCAGCCGAGACGGUUAGGGCACAAAAUCUCUCCGGGAACAGUACAUAGGUGCUCUGCCGUGGAGGCAAUUUCGUUCCAUCAAGAGGUCGGUUGGAAGCAGGGGAGAGAAGCCAAGGUGCUGGGAGAUGCGGAGAAGCAGGAUAUUCACCAAAGUCAGGCGGGAGCUACUACAACGGAUGCGACCAGUCGGUCGUCCGGCUCGCGGCGUAGCUCCGGAUUUGCUUCUGUCUCAUCGAGCAGAGUAUCAAGCAGUGCCCCGUCGGAUUCCUCGUCCGCUGCAACUAUUCAUAUUCAGGCAGAUGUGAUUGAGCAGGAAAGCAGCCACGCAGAGGGACAACAAUUUCACAGAAAUUAUCCCUACAGGUCGCUCAACUCUUGCAAGCUCGGGUGGGGGGUAGCAAUGGGCAACAAAUGCCUCGACAGCGACCUUCUCGUAGUCAAACGCAAGCACUUCUCCCUCAUGGUCGAGGACGAAGACGGACUUCUCCAUUUGGAUGACAUGCCGUCUUUCGAAGGUUGCCUUUUCGUCAUAAAGCUCGCGUCAUCGCGGCGUUCUUCUCCGUAUUCACGACUGCUGAGGUCUCUCCCAUAUCGGCGGCAUCUGUUCUUCGUUCUCUCACAAGGCCACCUCUUUUGGUUUCGGUCGUCUCGAGACUUUGUUGGUCGUGGUUUCUCAGCUGCUAUUGGGAGUGUCUCCCUAAUCAUCAACCAGUGUCACGUGGAAGUCGCCGAGUCUUCUCCGACUCUUCACGGAGGCCGGUUCCGUCUUGAAUUCAAGAAUUGGCGGAGAAGUAUCGAGCUUCAGGCUAGAUCCGACGGUAGUGGCAAGAAGAAAAGAAAGAACCGGCUCGAGGCUGAAAGCAGCCGGGGAGCGUGGGUGCAGCAACUGCUUGCGACGAUUCAAAAGGCGGAGCAAAUUCGAGAUCGUUUCCGGACGGUGGAUUGGGAACAGACACAGCACCACGCAAGGUUGAUGGCUGAACGUUUCGGUGUAAUUUAA
Messenger RNA from Toxoplasma gondii ME49, 2163 nucleotides. RefSeq lists its product as hypothetical. Lineage: Eukaryota; Apicomplexa; Conoidasida; Eucoccidiorida; Sarcocystidae. The record is from RefSeq and is a predicted model, not a curated record. The transcript has 4 exons. The coding region runs from base 1 to 2163 and encodes 720 amino acids.